Messenger RNA from Haemorhous mexicanus (house finch), 798 nucleotides. RefSeq lists its product as uncharacterized. The transcript has a single exon. Bases 1 to 333 code for a protein of 110 amino acids. NCBI's taxonomy places the organism in Eukaryota, Metazoa, Chordata, Aves, Passeriformes, Fringillidae. The record is from RefSeq and is a predicted model, not a curated record.
AUGGCGGCGGCGGGCGGCGGCGGCCGGGGCAGCGUGGGCCUGGGCCCGUCCCCGGAAACCCCUCCGAGCGAGGAGGCGCCCAUCGCCGCGGCCCCCCCGGGCCGCCCCGCUGCUCCCGCCGGACCUGAGCCGCGGAGGAAGCGCAGGCGAGUGUGGGGCCGCAGCCCCCGGCAGGGUCCGGCCGGAGCCCGUCCGGCCACUCCCGGCGUCGCCUCCCGCUGCCUCACUGGCGCUCGGUCCCGGCCCCAGCCCAGCCGUGGUACAGUGCCCAGGCGGUGCCCGGCGCUCCCCAGCCCCCGGGAGCCGGUGCGGGGUCCCGCUGACCCAAAAUAAAUAGUGUUCCCUGGCAGUGCCCCAAGGAUCCCCCUGUGUGACACAGCCAGGCACGCUCCGUGCCCAGGAGCAGCCUGCCCGCCUCCUCAGGGCCGUAGGGAACCGGGCUGGCUCGGUCAGCCUGCCCGGUGUGCUCUGUGUGUGUGGGGCAUCGGGGCUGUGUCCCCACUCCGUCCCCUGCCCGGUGCCUCGCUGAGAUACUGUCAUCUCGUCUCUAUUCCAGUGUCCCCUCCAUCAACCUGAGCGGCUGCAAGUACGACAGUGGUAAGUCAGAGGGGAGGGGACCCGCAGGCUCCCCAGGUGCUGCCCAGCCAGGAGCACUGCUGGCACCCAGUUCCCACUGGUUUAUUUACUGCUGCCAGACCUCGAGGGCCCUCGAGUUAGUGGGGAAUUUGUCACACUUUGGACUGAGAUUUCUCUCGAUUAAAAAUGUGCAACAGCAGCACGAGCCCUCAACAACCCCCA